Messenger RNA from Prorocentrum cordatum, 384 nucleotides. The record is from the annotation of a GenBank genome assembly. NCBI's taxonomy places the organism in Eukaryota, Dinophyceae, Prorocentrales, Prorocentraceae.
AUGGCGAUCCAGCAGCGCCAGGUCGACGCCGUCAGCGUUUUCGGGCUGAUGAUUACCAGCCUGCUGGCGAGGAUCCGCCUGCAGUUCAAGCAGAUGUCAGAAACGGUGGAUCAGAACUGGUACAUGCUCGAGUCAGUCAACCAGAAGUGCAACUUCAUCGAGCGUCGCCUCAUGGGCCUGGAAGUCGGCCUCUGCGAGUGGCGAGGUGAGCUCCUGGCCCGUCUGACGGCGUCGGAAACCGUCUUGGGGGCCCCUGGGCCGACUUGGGGCCUUUUUGGGGUGCUCCAGGGCCGUCUUGGAGGCUUCCGUGGGCAUUUUGGAGGCCUCUUGGGCCGUCUCGCGGCCCUCUUGGGGGCGUUUUGGGUGCCUUUUGGGCAGUCCUGA